Molecule: messenger RNA, 831 nt
Organism: Miscanthus lutarioriparius
Lineage: Eukaryota; Viridiplantae; Streptophyta; Magnoliopsida; Poales; Poaceae
Source: the annotation of a GenBank genome assembly
AUGGCGGAGGAGGGGUACAAGGUGACGCUGAACGUGUACGACCUCAGCAACGGCCUCGCGCGGCAGCUGUCCACCUCCUUCCUCGGCAAGCCCAUCGAGGCCAUCUGGCACACGGGCGUGGUGGUGUACGGGAACGAGUACUACUUCGGCGGCGGGAUCCAGUCGUCGCCGGCGGGGACGACGCCGUACGGACGGCCGCUGCGGACGGUGGAGCUGGGCGUCACGCACAUCCCGCGCGAGGUGUUCGAGGACUACCUCCGCGACAUCGCGCCCCGGUACACGGCCGAGACCUACCGCCUGCUCACCCACAACUGCAACAACUUCAGCCACGAGGUGGCGCAGUUCCUCGUCGGCACCGGCGCCGGCGUGCCCGACUACAUCCUCAACCUCCCCGCCGAGGUCAUGUCCAGCCCCAUGGGCCCGCUCAUCAUGCCCAUGAUCCAGAACCUCGAGUACACGCUCCGGAGCAACAACGCGCCGCAGGCCACGCAGUUCGUGCCCACGCCCGCCUCCGUCUCAGUCUCCGCGCGGACCGAGGCUCCCGCCUCCAAGCCCACCGUGGCUGCCGCCGCCAAGCGAGAAGCGCCGGCGGAGAAGGCUUCGAAAGAAGCUCCCGCUCCUGCGUCCGCGUCCGCGCCCGCGCCCGCGCCUGUGCCUUCUCCUGCUGCUGACCCGCUCGGGAGCGCCAGGGGGAAGGUGCAGGAGGAGGUGAUGAGGGAGUUCGCGGCCAUUAUGGCCAGCGGCACGCUGCGUGCCAGCGAGGCGGCGGCGCUGGCCAUGCGCCGGGUCAUGGAGCGCCACGGCGACGGCGCCACCAUGCAGCAAGGCUAG